Messenger RNA from Sparassis crispa, 843 nucleotides. Its product is annotated as Cytochrome b-c1 complex subunit Rieske, mitochondrial. Gene Ontology annotation, molecular function: quinol-cytochrome-c reductase activity; 2 iron, 2 sulfur cluster binding. The transcript is spliced from 5 exons. The record is from RefSeq and is a predicted model, not a curated record. Lineage: Eukaryota; Fungi; Basidiomycota; Agaricomycetes; Polyporales; Sparassidaceae. Gene Ontology annotation, biological process: mitochondrial electron transport, ubiquinol to cytochrome c. Gene Ontology annotation, cellular component: membrane. The coding region runs from base 1 to 843 and encodes 280 amino acids.
AUGGCUGCUGUCCAGCUCGCCAAAAAAGCCUUCACCGUCCCUCCGACAGUGCGCACGCUGCCCUCGGGCGUUCCGAGCGCGUCGCUCAUCACCUUUUCCGCCCGCGAGCCUGCUGGUCACGGUCAUGAACACGGACACUCUGCUGCCCCCCGAAGAGAUGCUCCUUCAAAGUGGGUGGGAAGUGUGACUCAAAGCCAGUCAGCGGGGCUUGUUUCGAGGCUGAACUUCACCGCACCGACCACGGGUGUUUUCCAGAAGCGCCUUUUGCAUGCCUCCGUGCCCGCGAAGGACGCGCCGCAGGUCCCUGACUUCUCACAUCAUGAGGCCAAGUCAGAGUCAACGAACCGCGCGCUGUCGUACGUGAUGGUGGGCUCGCUCGGCGUGCUCUCCGCCUCAGUCGCCAAGUCCACCGUCACGGACUUCCUCUCCACCAUGGCGGCAACGGCCGACGUCCUCGCGAUGGCGAAGGUCGAGAUCGAGCUCGCGAGCAUCCCCGAGGGCAAGAACGCCAUCAUCAAAUGGCGCGGCAAGCCCGUGUUCAUCCGCCACCGCACGGCGGACGAGAUCCAGGAGGCGCGGGGCACGAACUGGAAGUCCUUGCGCGACCCGGAGAGCGACGAGAACAGGACGAAGAAGCCCGAGUGGCUCGUCAUGGUCGGCGUUUGCACCCACUUGGGGUGCGUGCCCAUCGGAGAGGCUGGUGACUAUGGAGGAUGGUUCUGCCCGUGCCACGGUUCUCACUAUGAUAUCUCUGGUCGUAUUCGCAAGGGACCGGCUCCCUUGAACCUCGAGAUUCCGGAGCACAGUUUCAACGACGCGGAUGGCCUUUUGGUCAUCGGAUGA